UUUCCGGUUAUUUCCCGAAAUUUGAGGUUUUCCCAGUAGCCAAACAAGUCAUCAAUCAAUCUAAAAACCGGGAGGUAAAGGGAUUUGUUAGGGUUUAUGCAAAGGAACUGCAACUUACAUUCCCUUUCUCUCUCUGUUAACAAGAGAAAUUUCGGUGUGAACAUCAUGAAGCGGGCAUUGCCAUGGAGUGACCAGGUUGAUGUAAUUUCAUCAGAUGAAUCUUCAUCAUCAUCAUCAUCAUCAUCAUCAUAUUCUUCUUUCGAUGUCGAGGUUCAGGUCAAUGAUGAAACCAAAAAUGUCGCAGUUGAUCAACCUCCUAAAGAAUUAUCCUCUGAUGGCUUGUUGAUCAGAAAGGCUGAAAUUUAUCAGGAAUAUAUGAAGCAAUUACCAAUUCCGACACAACGGGGUUCUGUUAUUCCGUUUACCACAUGGAUGGGAUUAGGCAGAUCCAUCAAACAAUUAUAUGGGCAGCCUUUGCAUUACCUCACUAACAUUCUCCUAAAACAGUGGGAUCAUUCAAGAGUCGGCAGUGAGGACGAGCAUAGGCCCCUUGACAUCAUCGUUCAUCCUUGCAAAGCUGAAGCCACUGUCUGGCUCGUUGAAGAACUUCAUCGACAGACCUCAUCACAUCAUCACAUGGCCAAACUGUGGCAGUCAGAUCCAAUGCACCAUGCUUUCAUCGAUUCCAUUUUCCCUCAAUUGUGAAGUGCAUGCAGAACUGUCCACAAGGUUUCACAUGGCCUGCCCCUGAUUCUGUGACAAAAAGAAAUAUGGAUUUUAAGUAGGAGGUUUGGAAAAUGUUCAUCUUUCCUCCAUUUCAUCCUGUAAAAAUGUUGUUAUUUUGUUAAUGUAGUUCCAAUAUACGUUCAGGAUGAAAAGGAUUGCACAAGUUACUAGUUUCUUUCUUUCUGUCCAUGUGUGUUUGUAGUUAUCAUGUUAUAUUGCAUAAACCUUCUGGAGAAAAUGUAGUCUGGAUGUCGAGCCUGCUGUUGUCUUGUAUCUGAAUGAAAGAUUAUUACGAGGUUCAUUUCA
Gossypium raimondii (Peruvian cotton) is the source of this 1032-nucleotide messenger RNA. Its product is annotated as protein RDM1. Gene Ontology annotation, cellular component: nucleus; RNA polymerase V complex. Lineage: Eukaryota; Viridiplantae; Streptophyta; Magnoliopsida; Malvales; Malvaceae. Bases 97 to 705 code for a protein of 202 amino acids. The transcript has 3 exons. The record is from RefSeq and is a predicted model, not a curated record.